This is a messenger RNA of Rhodofomes roseus, 1267 nucleotides long. RefSeq lists its product as uncharacterized. The record is from RefSeq and is a predicted model, not a curated record. The transcript is spliced from 4 exons. The coding region runs from base 104 to 1030 and encodes 308 amino acids. Lineage: Eukaryota; Fungi; Basidiomycota; Agaricomycetes; Polyporales; Fomitopsidaceae.
CGCUUAAACCGUGAUCGUGUCGUUCGUCGCUGCUAAGGGCUGGAUAGCGUGCUUCGCGGAAUUCAUCUCACCGACGUUCAUUACUGCGGUACAUUGACGUGACAUGUACCCUGAGAUUCAAACAGACUUGAAGGGGAAAGGCAGACAAAUGCAGGACGACUCAGGGCUUUUCCUCGAACGGUUGCAGACGUUGUUCGACAAGACUUUGGCGGAUCUUCGUUCCUUUGCUGAACGCGAGUCGCGCCCGUUUGAAGAGAUCAGGGACCAAGUGGCGAAGUGGUUCUGCAAGGACCUGUUCAGCCCGGCCACACAGCCGCAAGGAAGCCUGGCAGAGCGAGUUUCUUCUAUAUUGAUGGCGACUUCACAAACACUCGAGUCUCUUGAGGACAUCGCGGGUCUACAGUCGUUCUUCCUCGUGGUCAAUCCCAGUGACCCAUCAGAUGAAGGCUUCCUCGGAGGAACUGUCAUGGGCCGCGAGUUCUGGCGGUGCCAUAGAGGUUGCGGUGCAGCAGGUGCGAAGCUCUUCCAGGAGCAAUGCAUGAAAGCCAAGGAGGCAAAGUCAGGAGAGCUCGCUCUCCCGGACAUCCCGCUCGUGAAUGCGCCGCCUAAGAAGAAGGGCCCGGCAAGCUCGCUUAAGUCUGAGGUGUAUUCCCGGGUACGGGACGCGAUUAGAGCAGCAUCGGGCGUCCGUAAUGCCGAGAUGAAGUGGACGGACCACUCCAAGCUAGACGUCUACGGCAUCCGGGUCGUCGGGUGGCCUCCGUCUGUACCACCCCAGAACCCCUCCACCUUAUCUGUCGCACAGAACAAGGAGGUGCUCGAGGCACUGCGUAAAGGGCGUAUGUACUUCGAACGCAUGGCCGUUCCACAAGAUCUCCCGGAGACCUCAGGCUCAGUCCAGACUGCUUUCAAGGCGACACCCGAGGACGCGAUGGAUAUUUCCUGGGCAUACCGAGACCCUGACGAGCCAGCCGCAAAAGUGAGUGUUGAAUGUUGUCACUGUGAUGUCCUGUGCAAGGGCAGUCGAUGACUGAGCGCGGCGACGGACUACUGUUCACCUGCUUGUCGUUUCUCACAGGGGUCGUCUCCUGGAAAUGAUAGCGGUCCCGAGACGGCAUUGAACAAGGUCGGCGCGGGCGAAAGGCGUAGCAUCGACCCUACACCGUCUGGCUCGUCUAUCGUACCUGAUACGAGGAUGGCGGAAAAUGAUCUCCCGCAGAAGCGACCGCGAUUACAGUAGCUAACAUGAUAUAUGUGUUUAUCCAUU